AUGAAGGAAGAUCGCCCUUUGGGCCUGCGUUCCGACGCGGAGUUCGCGGCGGCGGUGCGGGAGCUGGUGAACAAGUGCCGCGAGAGCACAAGUCCGAAAGAACUGCUAGAAAGCUGCGAAAGUCUGUUUCGUCUGCUGCGGGACAAAAAAAUAGAACUGGAAGUGCCUUAUAUUCCCUCAGAACUGCAGCAGCAGCAGCAGCAGCAGCAGCAGCAGCAGCAGCAGCCGGCAUUUGCGCAGUGGCUGCAGCAGUCAUUUCACGUUUUCGUGGCGAUUGUGUUCGAGUUGGUCGAAUCCAGCGAAGCUCCCCUCCAAAAGUUGGGACUUUCUUAUUUAUUUCGAAUUUUAAAACACGAAUCUGAAGUUCACAAGUCUUCAGCUUUCCCUCUUGCAACUUUUCAAGUUUUCGCCGCCCGCCUGCUGCAGGCCAACGCCUUCCCCGGCUACUUGCAAGACUUGCUGCUGAAGGAAUAUCUCCACAAGUACCUGGACCUUCGCUACUACACGCUGGUGGUCAUUUUGAAGAUCCUCAGGGAGUUCGUUGCGGAAAAGCACCAGCAGCAAACCCCAGCAGCAGCAGCAGCAGCAGCAGCAGCAGCAGCAGCAGAGGCGGGGCAGCAGGAAGCAGCAGGCAAGGAGUGGUUCAGGUGGCACAGGGGAGAGCGGGAGCUCAGCAGCAGACUGACUUCGCUGCUGCUGCAGAUUUCCGACAUAAUUGCUGCAGGGCCCCGGGGCGGGAGGCGCGGGGGGCCCCCCGGGGCCCCCGGGGGCCCCCCGGGGGCCCCCGGGGGGGGGGGCCCCCGGGGGGCCCCCAAGACAGCGCCAGCGAAGCCUCGGAAAGCGAAGACGAAAAGAAGUGGAGAAGAAGCAGCAGCAGCAGCAGCAGCAGCAGCAGCAGCAACUUGGAUAAAAGGCCUUGCUGCUGCGAAGGCCGUGGAGCCGGGCAGCCACAGGCUGGCGCUUCAAAACGCGUGGCUGCUGCUGCUGCUGCAGGUGCAGCACAGCAAGGCGCUGCUGCAGCAGCUGCUGGCAGCAGUGCCGCGGCGGGUGCUGCCGCUGCUGUCGAGUCCGCUGCUGCUGUCGGACUUCUUCUUAAAAGCUGCAGAGUCCAGUCAUUUGUCUUUGCGGAUUUCCGCGUUGUCGGGCCUUUUUUAUUUGCUGACGAAGCACCGCCUGGGCAACCCGGAGCUGCUCUCUGCUGCUGCUGCUGCUGCUGCUGCUGCUGCUGCAGCAGACCAGGAAGCAGCAGCAGGGGCCCACUUGUACCAGCAGCUCUAUAGGCUGCUCACUCCUGCUGCUCUUUGCCCGCGGCUGCGGGGCCGCUUCUUGCGGCUGCUGCACUUGGCCUUGAGAAGUGAUUUGCUGCCAACUUGUUUAGUUGCUGCUUUCAUCAAAAAGUGCUGCAGAGUUGCAUGCGUUGCUGCUCCUGCUGCAGCACUUUGUCUCCAGGCUUUUGCUGCUGCUCUCCUCCAGAAACACAGCAGCAUUUGCAGGCCUUUGCUGCUGCUGCCGCCCCACGUUGCUGCCAGCCUGCGGGUCUCUGGGGACAGCUUCGACUACAGCAACUGCCAAGUCCGGGGGCCCCGGGGGGCCCCCAGGGGCCCCCUGGGGGCCCCCCGGGGGGCCCCCUCGUGGGGGGCCCCCCCGGCGGGGGCCCCCGGGGGGCCCCCGGGGGGCCCCCCGGCGUCCUCCGAGGACGAGGAAGAGGCCCCGGGGGAGGCCGGCAACGAGAAAAGCGCCUUGUGCAAGUUGGUGAAGAAGUGUUUGCCGAAAAGUCUGGAAAUUCGAAAAGAAGAAGUGCCGCCUCUGGCGCGGAGACAGGCGAAAAUGUCUUUGUGGGAAGUGGAGCUUUUGAACAAGCACGCUGUGGUGUCUGUACAGCAGAUGGGCAGCCUCUUCCUCACCGACUUCGCAAACCCCGCCGCCAGAAAAGUCCAACUCGAGGACUUUUUGGAGAUCACCACGGGCUCUUUGCUAUCUCGCGAGUUGAAGUUCAUUAAUAAACCUUCGAGUGAAGUAACUUUGGCGAACUUCGCGGGAAAUCCGGCGAAAAUUCCAAUUCCAGUUGAUGUGCCCAACUUGCAUGCAGCCAGCAUGAACAUCGCGAAGUUCUGCCGCUGCUGA
Molecule: messenger RNA, 2124 nt
Organism: Eimeria necatrix
Lineage: Eukaryota; Apicomplexa; Conoidasida; Eucoccidiorida; Eimeriidae
Biological process (GO): ribosome biogenesis
Cellular component (GO): Noc4p-Nop14p complex; nucleolus; small-subunit processome
Source: RefSeq, a predicted model, not a curated record